UGGUAAGUUAAACUUUGUGAGAUGGAAAAUUUUAAGGUUUAUGCUUUUGGUGUGGUUUUCUCUUUGUUUCUUUAUUUUCAAUUUCCCAAUCACUUUGGAAAUGGAGUUGGGGCAGAAAAUGUUGGAGCAUCCUUAAAUGGAUCAAAACCUUGGGGUUUUGUUGACGUUAGACCAGGUGCACACAUGUUUUGGUGGCUCCAAAAAAGUCCAUACAGAGUCAACGACCCAAACAAGCCAUGGCCAAUUAUUCUCUGGUUGCACAGUGGACCAGGAGCUUCUGGAACGGGAUUUGGCAAUUUUCUAGAGAUCGGACCUUUUGAUGCCAAUCUGAAGCCACGAAUUUCAACUUGGUUAAAAAAAGCCGAUCUACUAUUUGUGGAUUCUCCAGUUGGAGUUGGAUAUAGUUAUGUUGAUGACAUUGGGCUAUUGACCAAGACUGAUUCACAAGCAGUAUCAGACUUAACCACUUUGUUGAUAGAAGUUUUCAUGAGGAACUUGACUUUAGCAAAUAGUACCUUGUACAUAAUAGGAGAGUCUUAUGGAGCAAAGUUAGCUGUUUCUCUUGGACUGUCGGUCCUUAAUGCAACUCAGGCGAAAAGGUUGUCGGUCAAUCUCGGGGGAGUGACAUUAGGUAGUAGUUGGAUUUCUCCUGAAGACUAUGUGGUUUCAUGGGGGCCUCUGCUGCAAACUUUCUCAAGAAUUGAUGACAUUGAUCUCGAAAAAGUGAACAGUUUGGCUAAUCAAAUCAAGCAGAAAAUUGGUGAAGGCAACUUUGUAGGGGCAGCUGAGUUAUAUUUGCCAAUUCGAGGAGUCAUAGGGAACUACAGCAACGAAGUGGAUUUAUAUAACCUUUUGGAAGAUUCUAUGGACUCCACGGUAUCAUCUACCACAGCCUCAACAACUCUUAACAACGUAAUGAAUGGAGUGAUCAAGAAAAUCUUACGACUCCCUGAAAAUAUUUCGUGGGUAGGGGUGUCUCUUCCUGUUUUUAGCAAUAUGUCCACCGACUUCAUGAAACCAAGAAUUGACGAGGUUGAUCAACUAUUGGAUAAAGAAGUUGACGUGACUAUUUACAAUGGACAAGUUGAUCUCAUUUGUGGCCCUACAGCAACUAAAGCAUGGAUUCAAAAGCUCAAGUGGCCGGGAUUGAAGGCAUAUUUGAACACAAGCAGAACUCCACUAUAUUGUUGUGGCAGUAACAAAACGAGGGGUUUCUUAAAGUCAUACAUGAACUUUCAUUUCUAUACUAUCCUUGGAGCUGGUCACUUUGUUCCAGCGGACCAGCCAGACAUAACAUUACAGAUGGU
Molecule: messenger RNA, 1307 nt
Organism: Cuscuta europaea
Lineage: Eukaryota; Viridiplantae; Streptophyta; Magnoliopsida; Solanales; Convolvulaceae
Source: the annotation of a GenBank genome assembly